CUCAUAACCACCCUACCUUGAUCGACCAUGGCGGAAGAAGAUGUGCAAGCAUUGGUGAUUGACAACGGCUCCGGCAUGUGCAAGGCUGGCUUUGCAGGGGAUGAUGCUCCGCGUGCUGUGUUUCCCUCCAUCGUGGGCCGACCGAAGCAUCCCGGGAUCAUGGUGGGGAUGGACCAGAAGGACGCGUACGUGGGCGACGAGGCGCAGUCGAAGCGUGGUGUGUUGACGCUGAAAUAUCCAAUCGAGCACGGUAUUGUGACGAACUGGGACGAUAUGGAGAAGAUUUGGCACCAUACGUUCUACAACGAGCUGCGGGUGGCGCCCGAGGAGCAUCCCGUUCUUCUCACGGAGGCGCCGAUGAACCCCAAGGCCAAUCGUGAACGGAUGACGCAGAUCAUGUUUGAGACAUUCAAUGUGCCAGCGAUGUACGUAAAUAUCCAGGCUGUGCUUUCGUUGUACGCCUCCGGGCGCACGACGGGCUGCGUGCUGGACUCUGGUGAUGGCGUGAGCCACACGGUACCCAUCUUCGAGGGGUACGCGCUGCCGCACGCGAUCGUGCGUCUGGACCUGGCGGGGCGAGACCUGACAGAGUAUUUGAUGAAGAUUCUGACGGAGCGAGGGUACUCGUUCACGACCACGGCGGAGCGCGAGAUCGUGCGGGACAUCAAGGAGAAGCUGACCUACGUGGCGUUGGACUUUGACCAGGAGCUGAAGGUGGCAGAGGAGUCCUCUAGCCUGGAGAAGAGCUACGAGCUGCCGGAUGGUAACGUGAUCGUGCUGGGCUCAGAGCGAUUUCGUGCGCCGGAGGUGCUUUUCCAGCCCUCUUUUAUCGGCAAGGAGGCGAGCGGCGUGCACGACUGCACGUUCCAGACGAUCAUGAAGUGCGACGUGGACAUCCGCAAGGACCUGUACUCCAACAUCGUCUUGUCGGGCGGGACGACCAUGUUCCCGGGCAUCGGAGAGCGCAUGACCAAGGAGAUCUCGGCCUUGGCGCCCCCCACCAUGAAGGUGAAGGUCGUGGCCCCGCCCGAACGCAAGUACUCCGUCUGGAUCGGCGGCUCUAUCUUGUCUUCGCUCUCCACCUUCCAGAGCAUGUGGAUCUCCAAGGCCGAGUACGACGAGUCGGGGCCGUCCAUCGUCCACCGCAAGUGCUUUU
Molecule: messenger RNA, 1156 nt
Organism: Nannochloropsis gaditana CCMP526
Product: actin beta/gamma 1
Exons: 1
Source: RefSeq, a predicted model, not a curated record